Molecule: messenger RNA, 3102 nt
Organism: Linum trigynum
Lineage: Eukaryota; Viridiplantae; Streptophyta; Magnoliopsida; Malpighiales; Linaceae
Source: the annotation of a GenBank genome assembly
CUCGUCUCCCCCACAAGAAAUGGCGGGAAGCAAUCGCUAAGCUCGGCAACUUUGGGCGGGAAACUCUUACCUUCUUCCACUCCCCCCCUAUUUAUCGCCCUUCAACCGCCCUAAAAUCCGACCCUCGCAAAAAGCCAUUCUAUAUCACCAACGCAGCGCCGAGCUCGAUCUGAGAGAGCCAAAGCACCUUCUGAGUCGGAAAUGGUGGGACCUAUGUACGAUUGCCUUGCAAACCCUCUCGGAGCAAUCCGACUGACAUUCGAGAAGGCAGUCGGGUCAGGCUGCGAGCCCUCCGCCUUCGAUGGCAAAGACUGGGGCGCUCUCGACGUCUUUCGCGAGUUCCUGGUGGACCAAGGCAACCUCUCUCAGGUUCCGGUUCUGAAUAGUGAAACUCUGAAGUGGGUUCAGCCCAACACUCUGGUACGCUUUAGGGGAAUGGUACAGGACAUGCUGGGAAAUGAAUUCUACGCUGGUGCUUACAAGGAUGGUUCUGGUUGGAGAACUAACAAAUUUGGGGAUGACUCUCAGCAACCUAUUGAUUUCUCACCCGAUGUGAGGGUUUGGGAGCGACGAUUGUUGUAUUGUGUUCAGGUUCCCGGGCUUAACAGAUGGGCUGAGAGCGAGGCUGCUUCUGAGGCUACUGUUACUUCCAUGGAUUUGACAUCACAACAAAGAGAUAAACGUCAGAGAAUGGAUGCUGAAUUAAUGGAUUAUGAGGGCUCUAAUAUUGUGCUUGAAGAUUCACCUAGUGCAAAAAGGAUGAGAGAGGAUGGACAUCCUUCCCCUUCUGUGCAGCUUUCCGACCUUAAACCUGAAGGGCCAUGUUCUAGCACGAUGAUGAGACCAGAAGUUGGAGACUCUCUUUCUUGCCUUGUGAAGGUCUAUGAUACUCGGGAGUCCGAACUCAAGCUGAAUGAUAUUUUUGAAUUUGUUGGUGUCUUCACUAUUGAAUCAGAGCCUGUACCUGCUGAUGAUGGUGAUGACGUCGACCUAACCACUGGCUUUCGCAAUGAUUUGGUCCAUUUGCAAGCCAACAAGGUGCCAUGCCUUCACUGCAUUGUCCACCGAAAACUUGCAGUUUCUGAUUUUCUGAGGUCUUCACCCAUCAUAGAGCAAAGUAAGCAUGCAGUCAUGAAUACAAGGGAAUCUCUGCUAAGGCAUCUUACAAUGCUUUUAGGCAAUGAUGGUGUGGCAGCGAAUUACAUGUUGUUGCAUCUUUUGUCCAAGAUACAUGCCCGAGUUGACAAUGUUGCCGUCGGGAAACUUUCAUUGAAUCUCACAUGUUUGAGCAAAGAAGCACUGUCUGUAUUUGGGGUGCAGCUUUGUAAUGCUCUGAGGAACCUGCUUCCAUUCACAAAUUCCAUACCCUUGACUGUGAACUAUCUUAAUACAGCUUGUCUUGGCCCCAAAAAGGAUUAUCAAAGGAACCGAUUAAUAGGGGGGACCCUUCAGCUAGCUGAGGGCUCACACUUGACAAUUGAUGAGACACAGCUGGAAACUGGAACUCUCAACUCUGUUGGGAUUGAGAAUGCGAGGCUGCUAAAAGAUCUAGUGGAGCUACAGAAGGUGGAGUAUGAUUUCACAUACUACAAGAUGGAGAUGGCGGCUGAUGUGCAGCUGCUGGUAUUGUCGGAGGGCAAGUCCAACAUAUUGCCAGCCGAUAUUGUUCUGCCUGUGCGGCCUUCUGAUGUGUCUCGCCCGGAAGUAGUGAGCGCAGAAGCUCUGGGAGCUUGGAGAUGGUACUUGGCCACCAUGAGGACAUUGUCACAUACCAUAGAGUCAGAGAUCCAAGAGGUGGUAGAAAAGGAUCUAGUUGCUGCAAGGCAAGCCGAUCGAAGAAUUGGCAGCAAAGAGUUUAGCAGUCUGCUGACAAUGGGGAGGCUUAUGUCCUUGAGUUUCGGGGAGACAACGCUCUCACUGGAGCACUGGGAAAUGGUGAAGGAGCUGGAGAAGUUAAGAAAGGAGAGGAUCAGCUGAAUGCUCUGAUUCCCAUCCUUUGUAUCAUUCAGUUAUAUGAUAUGGCUGUUGGUGGACUGGUUGGUGAGAACUGAGAAGGUGUGUAAAUAACUGGAGAUACUUGCUCCGUAGAUUAUCUCUCAAACGUAGACCGAACCAAAUUAAUUAUGCUCCGUUCAGUCUGUGCGUCUCGCAGCGUCUCGUUCAAGCUUAUAACUGUCAAAUUCACGAUUUUGGUUUUCGAUAGCGGAAAUAGUUCAAGCUUAUAUAUCUUAAUUGAAUUAAUAAUCUAAUUUUCGCAUUUUUAAUCUUUUACUGUGUGUUUUAAAUUUUCACCUAUGUGUGUGGUUUAAGGUUACUAAUGUAGAUGAACUUGGACCGAUGGCGAUGGCAAUGGAUCUAGAUAGUGGUGACUGCAUGACAACUCUCCCUUGGAUUUGGUUCUACGUUAUCCGGUCAAGCACCUUGUGGUCUUACCGAAAAAGAGCUUGGGCAGUAGUGCUCACUUGUGCUUUGAGGUUCUGGAAUAGAGCUUUUUAAUUCUUUUGGCUAGCCUGCAAGUUAGAGAACUAUCCACUUGAAUUCACAACAAAGUAAAUCACUCCAGGUUUUGUCAACACCCAUGAAUGUUGAAUGAGGUUGGACAGUAUAAUGAUUGAGGAGAUUGGAGUACAUAAGGCAACGAUGCCAAAAGGGUUCUUUGAUCUCAUCACUCCUUUUCGCACAUAGUUGAUAGUACCUCGCUCUUGUAAUGGUAAGAACCCACAAGGAAAUUUUGCCCUCCUGUUAUGUUUGCGUUGGUUUAUUAUUCAAGCCGACUAUCCGACUGUAGUAUACUUGCUUAUAUGAGUAUGCUUCUCUAGUCUCAAGGGUACAUACAAUAAAUACAUUGCAAGCUCUCUUGUGUUGUAAGGUUUUCACUACUACUUUGCUCUCUCCUUAGUAAAUUUGGGAUAUACUCACCUAUGUCCUAAGGUAUUGAGUGUUGAGGGAGUCAAGUUCCACGGAGAGGACGAACCGUGUCCUUAAUCAACGUCCUUUCCCAAUCAGAUACAUCUUCAAAAGCAUGUUCUGGAAGAUUAUCAACCGAUAAUGGAAACAUAACACUAUUGAUUUAUUAAUUUCUAGUAAAGUUUUCUAAGUUGA